Messenger RNA from Capsicum annuum, 1000 nucleotides. Its product is annotated as probable glutathione S-transferase. Gene Ontology annotation, cellular component: cytoplasm. The transcript has 2 exons. Gene Ontology annotation, molecular function: glutathione transferase activity. The record is from RefSeq and is a predicted model, not a curated record. Gene Ontology annotation, biological process: glutathione metabolic process. Lineage: Eukaryota; Viridiplantae; Streptophyta; Magnoliopsida; Solanales; Solanaceae. The coding region runs from base 143 to 805 and encodes 220 amino acids.
UUGUUUACAAGUGACUGUAAUUACCUAAACUCUUUAUAUAGGGCCUCAUACCAAUAGUCAAUGCUCAUCAAUAACACUACCAAAGAGUAAAUUUCUAGUAUUCAAUAUUUGUUCUUGAGCUUCAUAUAUUUUUGCUCAUAAAAUGGCAGAAGAAGUGACUCUAUUAGAUUUUUGGUGCAGUAUGUAUGGCAUGAGGGCAAGAAUUGCACUUGCGGAAAAAGGUGUGAAAUAUGAGUACAAAGAAGAAGAUUUGAAGAAUAAGAGUCCUUUGCUUUUACAAAUGAAUCCUAUUCAUAAGAAAAUUCCAGUAUUAAUUCACAAUGGAAAAUCAAUUUGUGAAUCACUUGUUAUAGUUCAAUAUGUAGAUGAUGUUUGGAAAGGAACUGGUCCUGUGCUUAUUCCUUCUGAUCCUUAUGAGAAAGCUCAAGCUUGGUUCUGGUCUGAUUACAUGGACAAUACUGAACAUGAAUACGCAAGAAAGACAUGGGCAUCAAAAGGAGAAGAGCAAAAACAAGCAAUCAAAGACUUUUUAGGUGGACUUAAAUUGCUAGAAGGAGUACUUGGUGACAAACCAUAUUUUGGAGGAGACAGUUUUGGAUUUCUUGAUGUAUCUUUGAUUGGUUACUAUAGUUGGUUUCUUGCCUAUGAAACAUUUGGGAAAUUUAAUGUAGAAUCAGAAUGUCCCAAAUUGAUUUCAUGGGUGAAAAGGUGUUUGGAAAGGGAUAGUGUGUCUAAGGCACUUCCUGAUCCUCAGAAAGUUUGUGAGUUUGUCCUCCAACUCAGGAAGAAAUUUGGAUUGGAAUGAGCAAAAACAAGAGUCCUCUUUGUUAGGGAGUGCUUACUUUUUGUCAAGAGUUUAGGUUCAGUCGGGCUUCAAUAUGAGUAUCAUAUAUCGAACGAAAAAAAAGACAUGUACAUGUCUAUUGUUGGACUUUUUACUUAUUUUUUGUUUUGUUUUAUGGAUUUCACGUAUGUAAUAAAUGUUCUCCCUUUAUGAUGA